GCAUAGCGCUUAGAUACGUAGGCACUUGUAAACUUGUGUACGUGACAUUUCUGGUGUUGACGGUUUUUUUUCGAAAAUGUGUGUUGGAAAAAUUGUUAGUGAACUUGAAUGGACUAAUACCGGGCUAGAUGAUUUCGAUUUUAACGCCGUAGAAAAUUUUAGUCCGAACACCAAAGUUCCAGAAAUCCCUGAGGGUACCCAAAAAGACCGAGUCGAUUACGAACAAGACGUCUUGGGGGUCUCUACGAAAUAUGCGAGCGAUUUAUUUAAUGCCGUGAAGCGAGUGCAACAAAAAUUCUACAAAUCAAAUUUUUACAAAAUUCUUGUAUAUACAACCCAACCAGCGCACUUCAUAACAGCUGUAUCUGUGAUUUUCAUAGCGUAUUUAAUGGUACCUGGCAAAGCCCAUCACAAAAUGUCUCCGUUUUGGAAUUUAAUUUACUUGGGCUCGUUCAGUGCCCAUUUUGGUGCACAAAUAUGGAUGACUUUUGUCUCGGGGCUGGCUUUGUUCUUUUCAUUAUCUAGACAUACAUUUGGAAGCGUUCAACAAGUUCUAUUUCCAAAAUACUUUCUUCUGAACUCAGUUCUCAGUUUUAUCACUCUUUUCGUUUUCAUGAAAACCAACAACAAAGUCUUAAUAGACACCUGGGAAAAUUUUAUACAGGCUGUAUCAAUAUCACUUUGUUUCCUGGUGGAAUUAGUUGUUCGUUUAUACUUCACUCCUCCUCUUUUAAGACUUAUAGGAAUCAAACAUAAGAUUGAAAAAGAGGCCGGAGUAGGUUUGGAAGUGGGAAAAUACGACUUGGGAAAGUUGCGAGAUUGUCCGUACUACCUCAAAAUCCACAAAUCCUUCAGGAAGAUUCAUAUGACCAUUGCUAUAUUGAACCUAGUAGCGAUGGCAUGCACAACAUUGCAUCUGUAUUAUUUAUCACAUAAGCUUUGUUCCAUUUGAAUUAUGUAGUUGUUAUAGCACAACGAAAACUGUAGACUGAAUCAAUCGAGAGGAACUUAGUCCUCUGAAUAAUGGAAUUCAACCCUAGGGAAGUAUAAUUGUCCCUAUAAUUCCUGUGGAUUGUUACGAGUAUAGUUUUUAGUUCUCGAAUAUUAAUAAAGACAUUAUUUAUUUCUGUACUGUCAGUAUUAUUAGGCUUUUAUACUUUUCAAUUAUUUAUUAAUAAAUAAUUUUCUUAGUAAA
Molecule: messenger RNA, 1195 nt
Organism: Diorhabda carinulata
Lineage: Eukaryota; Metazoa; Arthropoda; Insecta; Coleoptera; Chrysomelidae
Product: transmembrane protein 205
Exons: 3
Coding region: 77-952 (291 amino acids)
Source: RefSeq, a predicted model, not a curated record